UAUAACAAUCUUGUCAAAGUAGUCUUGUAGUUGCAGUUGUAUUGCCGGCUCACUUGUUUACAGUUGACAAACAAUGUAAAUUUUUUUGUAGCAAAUUUGGGUUUGUUUCUUUGUUUGGUGUGUAUAUAUUUGCGAAUUUUCAGUACAGAAAAACUGUCUCAAAAAUAUAAAAUAGUCGCUUCUCUUUUCAUAUAUUUUAUUUAAGCCUAAAAGCCAAAAAUUUUCAGUUUAUAUUACAUCACGUCCACGCUGUCCGCUGACUGCAAAACAUUGAGUAUUUUAUAAGAAGUGUUCAAAAUACGAAGUGUCAAGUGUUCUUUGAUUGUCUUUGAUUAACGAAAGUUGUAAUUCAAUUCAAAUUUGAUCAAAGGAUGAAAAGUGGAAAUAGUCAUUUGAUUAUAAAUUGAAAUUUAUGGUCAUAAUGUCAGCUCAUAGUAUGGCACAUGAACAUGAACAUAAUCAUGGCACUUGCUGCAAGUCUGUAAGCCGAACAUGUUCACAAAAUUUUGAUGAGAUGGACUUCGCCAGAGGAGUUUGGUAUGCUGCAAUGAAUGGUGACGAAGCUCGAGUUCAAAAACAUUUAGAAAAGAAUUCUUGUCCAGAUAUUGUAGAUAGUGCUGGUUACACUGCCUUGCAUUAUGCUGCCCGUAACGGUCACAUUGAUGUAUGCAGACUACUACUAAGGCACGGUGCUAAUCCCAACUGUGAAACACGUGCUGGCAGAGCAACGCCAUUGCACAGAGCUGCAUAUGGUGGACACUUAGAAAUUGUGAAAUUAUUGGUUCAGUACCAGGCAAAAUUAGAUUUGGCAGAUAUUGAUGGACAAACUGCAUUGCACAAGGCAGCUCAAAAAGCUCAUGAAGAUGUGGUCAAGAUUUUGGUUGAUGCAUUUGUAUUGUUAACAUCUGUUAGAGAUAAAUGGCAUAAACGUCCCAUUGAUUAUGUUCCUGAGAUCGAGGUCGAUAUUGCAAAGCACGGAUGAAGACUGCAUUGAGGUCAAUAUUGCAAAGAACGGAUGGAGACUUGUGUCCUUACGUAAAAGAAGUAGCUAUAUACAAUUUUAACCGUUAGCCAAGUUUCAAGAGGAAAAAUCGGUAUCGUUUUUUCACGCUUGUGAUAGAUAUUUGAAGAAACUGCUCUUGAAACUAACUUAAUUUUAAUGAGCAUGUGCUCUUUGAAUUAAGUCUACUUAAAAUGGAAAGCUACGUUUUGACCAUAUUGUUAUCCAUUCUUAUUCCAUCGCUCGGGUUCCUCGCCUUGUUUCUUGGUUUCUUAUUCUCAAGAAGAAAUGCCUUUUUUUUGAAAGAUGGAUUGCUGCUAAUGAUGGUUUGUCUGAGAGACAAAAUGAAUGUCCAGAUGAAAUUACAGCGGCGGCAGUUUCUGCCAACGUUAAUGAAGAAUCUAUUUUUGUCAUGGACAAUUAUUCACCGAGAGAACAAACGUGUGUUUCAAUUUCAUGGACUCAGUUUACACCUCUUCCAACGUACUCCACUCUUCCACGAAAUUCGACUCGACCACUUUCCUCAAAUCCUGCUCCUGAUUAUUCAUCUCCACCUUCGUCGGCCCGAUAUGGUUAUCGACUUUCUCCCAGUAAUUAUUCUCAUUUCGGUCAAGACCCUUCAGUGAAUCGAAAUGAAAUAAUACAAGCAUUACCAAGCUAUUGGGAUUGUUAUAUUUUAGAUGCUCAUUACGAUGCGCCUCCUCCCUACGAUUCUAUAGAAAAUAUUCACGUGGAUCAGCCACAGGACACGCAUGAAAUUCUUCCUGGUGGACUUUCUACUGCUCAUGGUAGUGAAACAUGGAUUUGAUUGUGUUUAUUGCAAGUUUGUGUGAUGUAGAAAUAUUGCGCUUUUGAUAAGUACUUGUUUUUACCACAAAAACAAUUCAUAUUUAUUGUAAAUGUGGUUCGAUGGACUUUGCGACCUCUUUGUUUUAGAUUUUGACAAAAUCUAACAAUUUGAGGUCCGGAAAAAUUAUUACGUUCUUUUACAAAAUGUCGCAGUGAUGAGGAAAUUUUUCGAUGGAAAUUGGAAAUACGUAGAACAUUGAAAUAUCGCAAUUCUUGCUCAAUUUCCUGUGUAUUGCUACGUGCUAGUUUUCCCCUUCAAACGUCCUGUGUUGUCGCCGAUUUUUUAUCGCCACGUGCAAGCAGUGAUGCUGAACUGAAAGUUUUUAUGUUCCAUCAAGAUUUAGUCAUAUUAAUGGUUGCGCAACUAUGGCAUAUUCAUACCGGGAAAAUAUUUUAUGUGUACACACACGCGAGUUUGCGAUGUAACUAAUAAAAACUUGUUAAAGAAAACUUGUUGCGGAAAAAUUUCUUUCUUUGUCACCGGCUUUAACAUUUCAAGUUUUAAAUUUCCAUUCUCAUAACUUCUAGUUUCGAGUUUUCGAUCACCUAUUUGAUUUGCGUUUGUAUUUUUGAGACCAAUACACAACCCACUGAUCAAAUGGACUGGAAUGCAAAAGGAUAACUUUUCUCUCGGAAAUACAUUUGAAACAAAAAAGAUCAAACUAUUCGUGAAAUAGUUGGCGGGGAAACUGACUCGAAUGGAUGAACACCAGCUGUUUUAGCUGUUUUAUUUUACAAUAUUUAGCUUAUGUAUGAAUUUGUUCUAUAGAUUGGUUUUCAUUACGAUGCUAAUUAACUGUUAUUAAUUGACAAUUAACGAGUUAUGAUGUUUAAUAAACAAACUUUAAUUAAAAUUAUUGAAUGGAUAAACGAUUUCGUGAAAAUGAAUCUUGUGAAUAGAACUUCAGAAGAUAUCGGACAAAAUAACAUCAAAAGGUUUUGCUGGAAGUUUUCGACAAUCAUGGAAAAAUUUUCUUGAUAAGUUGUAAUAAAUAUGUGUUUUCCGACUUC
Molecule: messenger RNA, 2860 nt
Organism: Xenia sp. Carnegie-2017
Lineage: Eukaryota; Metazoa; Cnidaria; Anthozoa; Malacalcyonacea; Xeniidae
Product: ankyrin repeat domain-containing protein 39-like
Exons: 4
Coding region: 413-982 (189 amino acids)
Molecular function (GO): protein binding
Source: RefSeq, a predicted model, not a curated record